This is a messenger RNA of Lolium perenne, 2925 nucleotides long. RefSeq names its product protein RRP6-like 2. Gene Ontology annotation, biological process: nuclear polyadenylation-dependent rRNA catabolic process; exonucleolytic trimming to generate mature 3'-end of 5.8S rRNA from tricistronic rRNA transcript (SSU-rRNA, 5.8S rRNA, LSU-rRNA); nuclear polyadenylation-dependent CUT catabolic process. Gene Ontology annotation, molecular function: nucleotide binding; single-stranded RNA binding; 3'-5'-RNA exonuclease activity. The record is from RefSeq and is a predicted model, not a curated record. NCBI's taxonomy places the organism in Eukaryota, Viridiplantae, Streptophyta, Magnoliopsida, Poales, Poaceae. Gene Ontology annotation, cellular component: nucleolus; nuclear exosome (RNase complex).
GGGGCAUAGACACAGAGCGGCGUCGCGUCACGCGUGCCACCUGAUCGGCGGCAGCCGCAGGCCGCCGUCCCGUCGGGUCAUAAAUAAAAGGGCAGCCAGGCUAGCUGCUCCUCCGCUGCGCUGCCUGCCCCGGAGUAGAAAGAAACCGCCAUCGUCUCCCGGACUACUCACCUCGAUCCCCCCCUGCCCCGCCGCGAGGCUAGCCGCGCUCCGCCCCCAAAACCCUAGCUCCUCCCCCGCCCCGCCCGCCGGUGCUCCGCCGCCGCGCGAGCAGGGCCUCCGCCGAUCCCCAACCACCGCGCGCACCGCCCCACCCAACCUCCGCUCCUGCAAUAAAUCUCCCCACCACCAACCUCCGCGGCGGCGGCACCGACGCCACCGCGCCGCUCACCCCCGCGGCGCGGCCUCGACGAACAGCUCACCCGCUCCCCCAUGGACGGGUCCAAGGCCCCGAGCGCGGCGGAGGAGGCGGGGGACGGGUCCCAGGGGGGCGCUCGCGGGGACACGAGCAAGUCGCCCGCUGCCCAGGACGGCGGCUCCAGCUCCGGCGCCGGGUCCUCGAGGGUGCCCGCCGCCUACGGCUCCUACGACAAGUCGCCGGGGGCCAAGCCCAGGGUCACCUUCCACGAUCCCACCAUCCCGCGCCCGCAGGAUCAGUACAAGAUCAUGGUCAACAACCACAGCGUGCCCUUCGAUCAUGUCUGGCUAGACCAAACCGAGGACGGCAGGCCUAUCCACCCCUUGGAAAAACUAAAUGCGGAACAGUUUAUUGACAGAAAUGCUCCUGAAAGUGAACCAGUAAGGCCAGCUGAUGUAGAGGAUACCCCGUUUACGCUAGUAGAAGACCAGAAAGGCUUGACAGCAUUAGUUAACAAGUUGAAGGAUGUAAAUGAAUUUGCUGUCGAUUUGGAGCAUAAUCAGUAUAGAUCAUUUCAGGGUUUGACCUGCUUGAUGCAAAUUUCAACAAGAACAGAGGACUUCAUUAUUGAUACCCUUAAGCUACGCAUAAUAAUCGGUCCCUACUUGACAGAACAUUUUAAAGAUCCAACCAAGAGAAAGAUAAUGCACGGGGCAGAUCGUGAUAUAAUGUGGCUCCAACGGGACUUCCGACUAUAUGUGUGCAAUCUUUUUGACACAGGACAGGCUUCAAGGGUCUUAGAGAUGGAGCGAAACAGCCUAGAAUACCUAUUGCGUCACUUUUGUGGAGUCACAGCAAAUAAAGCAUAUCAAAAUGCAGAUUGGAGGUUAAGGCCACUCUCUGCUGAAAUGAUCAAGUAUGCUAGAGAAGAUACACACUUUCUGUUCUAUAUAUAUGACUUGAUGAGACUUAGACUACAACAGGAGUCUACAUCUGAACGGGAUCUUCUUCUAGAGGUUCAAGAGCGCAGUAAUGAAAUUUGCUCACAGUUGUAUGAAAAGGAGCAGCUGACAGAUAAAUCUUAUCUCCACAUAUACGGGUUGCAGGAUCAUGAAUUGAAUGCAAAGCAGCUGGCUGUUGUUUCUGCUCUAUAUGAAUGGAGAGAUUUCGUAGCUCGUGAACAAGAUGAGAGCACUGGUUAUGUAUUGCCAAACAAGGCUUUGAUUGAGAUAGCAAAGAAUAUGCCUACAACUGCUGAAGAUUUGCGAAGAAUCGUGAAAUCAAAAUAUCCAGUUGUUGAUGCUAAUUUCAAUCUAAUUUUGGAAAUCGUAUGGGAUGCAACUGAAAAUUCUAAUGCCUUUGAAGCAAUAGCUGAGCAAUUAAAGAAGGUCCAGCUUGGGCAGUUAGACUUGAAUAAUAUACUGGACACUGGUGAAGUUAUUGAAAUGGCUCCUAGGGGUGCUGAUAAUGUUAGGAUCAGUCUUGAUUCAGCUGAUCAAUAUUCCGUAGCUCCUUCAUCGACUGCAAAUAUCAGAGUUACUUCUAACAGUAUGGAUAAUGUUAGGAUCAGUUUUGAUUCAGCUGAUCAAUAUUCUGUAGCUCCUUCAUCGACUGCAAAUAUCAGAGUUACUUCUAACAGUACGGAUAAUGUUAGGAUCAGUCUCGAUUCAGCUGAUCAAUAUUCUGUAGCUCCUUCAUCAACUGCAAAUAUCAGAGUUACUUCUAACAGUACGGAUAGUUUUACUACUGAUGCUACUUUGACUGGUAGCAUGUGGCUACACGACAAGAAGAAAACCAUACCAUCAUCUGAAAUUAAGACCUCCAGGACCCUAUCAGGCCUGAGUAGACCAUUUAGUAAGGAAGCGAUGAGCAAUAAUAAGCAAGAGACUUUUGGAGCUCUGGUAGCCGAUCCAAUACCUGUCAUGCAGACACCUGUCAUGCAGACACCUAUCAUGCAGACAGGUUACUUUGGAGGAUAUUCAAAUGAGCAGGCUCAAAGCGAUGUUGAGUCUUCAGCUUAUUACUACACCCAGUUUCCAGAAUAUAGCAGUUCUGGUGGGUGGAGCCCUCAGGAGCUUCAGGGCAUACCGACCUCUGGGUAUCAUGAUGGUUGUUAUUACGGCCAUCAACCAUCGAUAAACCAAAGCAGUACAGGAACAGGUCAGCCUGCUGCUAGAAAUAAUGCAGGGGGUUUCCAGGACUGGAGGAAGCAACAGUCUUCACCUCAUCCGUGGCAACCCAAGUGAUACUGCUCCGCCUAUAACUGUGGCACAUAAAACCCCGCUGAUUCAUCCUGUUGUGCAGAAAGUAGUUAUAGAAAAAGAGAUUAGAAAACUGAGCCGGUUGGUUUUCGGGACUAACAGAAAUGCGAGAAUAGCCUGUAACAUUUGAGUCGUUGACUGUAUGUAGAUGCAGGACAUGGAAGCUGUCAUCUGAACUGUGUCUGUAUGUAACAACUGAGACAUGGUGUGGUGUGCCAUGGUGGAUACUGAACUUGCACAGGUGGUAUACUGUAAAACUGGUACAGAUAGCAGAGGCUAAAGAGGAAACCAAAACUUUAGAUACCA